This is a messenger RNA of Rosa rugosa (rugosa rose), 990 nucleotides long. RefSeq lists its product as uncharacterized. Gene Ontology annotation, molecular function: RNA binding. The record is from RefSeq and is a predicted model, not a curated record. Lineage: Eukaryota; Viridiplantae; Streptophyta; Magnoliopsida; Rosales; Rosaceae. The transcript has 4 exons. Bases 116 to 703 code for a protein of 195 amino acids.
GUUUGAGAAGAAAUCAUUGGCUUAAUUAAAAGGGCUCAGGACUUGAGGACUCGGGAAGGCCGUCUGAAAUCGUUUAUAGGGUUCCGUCGUCUCCGAUCUCAGCAAAGCUCUCACCAUGUCGACCAACACAAAAUUCAGCGUUUACGUAGGUAGUUUGGACGAGCGGGUGAGUGAUAGAGUGUUAUAUGAUAUUCUAAUUCAGGCAGGGAGGGUAGUUGACCUGCACAUCCCUCGAGACAAGGAAACCGACAGGCCUAAAGGUUAUGCUUUUGCAGAAUAUGAAACUGAGGAGAUUGCUGAGUAUGCUGUUAGGCUUUUCUCCGGUCUUGUGACUCUCUACAAUCGAACACUCAAGUUUGCGAUUUCUGGGCAAGACAAGCCUUCACCUAAUGUUGCUUCUACAGUAAUGCCCACAACCAAUGUUUCUAACAAAUUGAGGUCUCCCCCUGUACCUAUUAACAAUGUAGAAAACUUGCAGAAUUCAAUGAGCUUAUCAGCACCCUGCAAAAUUCCAGCUUAUGCAGAAACUUAUCCCUCAGUGCCCAUUCCCCCUGGUGUAAAUAACCAAUCUAAUGGAUUACAUUUGAAUGGCAACAAUUUCGAGUAUAGUCGAAGAGUUAUUGGGGCAACAUUGGAUACCAUUAGUCGCCCUAGGUCACGCCGCUAUGAUAUGAGUAAUCCAAUUUCCUAUCCGUCCUACUAAAAUUAAAGAAUGAAGAUUAUAGAUACCUCCAUGGCUAAUUUUCCUGAUAAAUUAUUAAACUGAGGUAUCUUAUGGUUAGUGGAUGCUACAUUAAGCUAGUUUGGUCUGUUAGUAUGCCAGUUUAUAGGUGUACCCAGGUAUGUAUAUUUGCUGUACUUCUUGUUGUACUUUCUAUGUUUAGACUUGGUAAAGUGUAGUUGAAUUGUCUAAUUAUGCUUCCCCUUUAGAAGGCUGAACUUUGGAACUCCUGAAAGCGAAAGCAAAUUUCUCAUAUGAUUGCUUGUUUA